Molecule: messenger RNA, 3016 nt
Organism: Hipposideros armiger (great roundleaf bat)
Lineage: Eukaryota; Metazoa; Chordata; Mammalia; Chiroptera; Hipposideridae
Gene: ARMH3
Product: armadillo like helical domain containing 3
Exons: 27
Coding region: 134-2218 (694 amino acids)
Cellular component (GO): cytosol
Source: RefSeq, a predicted model, not a curated record
CCGGGGAAGGGUCGGGGAGGUCGGGAACACGGCCGUGAUCCCUGAGCAGCGGCGGCGUCGGUGGCGUCCGGAGCGAGCGAUCCGGGGAGCGGCGCGGGUGGUGGAGGAGGAGCCAGGGCUCGAUUCUCUAACCAUGGCACAGGUAGAGAAACGGGGGGGUUUGCUCCGGAAAUCUUCAGCCUCCAAAAAACCACUGAAGGAAAAAGUAGUGCUGAUGUAUGAUGAGAUCUUCAUGACAGAGGACCCCAGUAAGUGCAGUCCUCGAUUUUGGGAGGAGCUCUUCCUCAUGAAGGUGAACUUAGAGUACCUGGAAGGCAAGCUGGAAUCUCUUGAUGGUGAGGAGUUAAUGAAGAUCAAGGACAACAUUAAUUGCUUAUUUCAACAUUGCAUCCAGGCUUUGGGAGAGGAGCAUCCAAUUCGAGUUGUCAAUGCAUUGCAGACCUUGUGUGCACUCAUUCGAGGAGUCCACCAAAAGAAUAAGUCUACCUCUGGAUUUGACAUUAUCAACAUGCUGAUGGGCUUUGACAAGGCGGAGCUGUGCAUGAAGCUCCAGGUUGAGCUGUUGUUCAGUAUCUUAGCUGUAGAGGGCAAAAUAUCUAUUCAGAUCCUUUGCCCAGUUUUAAAUUCAGUUAUUUGUCUUUUAAUUGUGACAGAUAACAUCAGCCAGAACACUAUUUUGGAGUAUGUAAUGAUCAACAGCAUAUUUGAAGCAAUUUUACAGAUACUCUCCCAUCCCCCAAGUCGCAGGGAGCAUGGAUAUGAUGCUGUAGUCCUCUUGGCUUUGCUGGUGAACUACAGAAAAUAUGAGUCUGUAAAUCCUUAUAUUGUGAAGCUGUCUAUUGUGGAUGAUGAGGUCACGCUCAAUGGAAUGGGGCUUGUGAUUGCUCAGGCUUUAUCUGAGUAUAACAGGCAGUAUAAAGACAAGGAAGAAGAACACCAGAGCGGUUUUUUCUCUGCUUUAACAAAUAUGGUGGGCAGCAUGUUCAUAGCAGAUGCCCAUGAGAAAAUCUCAGUACAAACCAAUGAGGCCAUCCUUCUGGCACUUUAUGAAGCUGUUCAUUUAAAUCGCAACUUCAUCACAGUGUUAGCCCAGAGUCACCCAGAAAUGGGCUUGGUGACAACCCCUGUCAGUCCUGCUCCUACAACCCCUGUCACACCCCUUGGGACCACACCACCCUCCUCUGAUGUUAUAAGUUCUGUGGAACUCCCACUGGAUGCUGAUGUACAGACCAGUAAUCUACUGAUAACCUUCUUAAAGUAUAGCUCGAUUGUUAUGCAGGACACCAAAGGUAAGGCAUGCUACUUGCGGGGUUUAGGAAGCAAGAGGUGUGGCAGGUACCUGCUUACUGGUGAUAGGGAUCAGUAUGCAAAUGCAUUUUUGCAUGAUGACAACAUGAAUUUUCGAGUAAACUUACAUAGAAUGCCUAUGCGACACAGGAAGAAGGCAGCAGACAAGAACCUUCCCUGCCGUCCUUUAGUAUGUGCAGUACUUGACCUGAUGGUAGAAUUUAUUGUAACACACAUGAUGAAGGAGUUUCCUAUGGAUCUCUAUGUACGCUGCAUUCAGGUAGUACAUAAACUACUUUGCUACCAAAAGAAGUGUAGAAUACGCCUGCAUUACACCUGGCGGGAACUCUGGUCAGCUUUGAUAAAUUUGCUGAAGUUCCUUAUGUCAAACGAGACGGUACUUUUGGCCAAACACAACAUUUUUAUGUUAGCUCUUAUGAUUGUGAACCUAUUUAAUAUGUUUAUCACAUAUGGUGACACAUUCCUGCCCACCCCCAGCAGCUAUGAUGAACUCUACUACGAGAUUAUCCGCAUGCACCAGAGCUUCGACAACCUCUAUUCUAUGGUCCUGAGGCUUUCCACCAAUGCAGGCCAGUGGAAAGAAGCAGCCAGCAAGGUGACCCACGCGUUGGUUAAUAUCAGAGCCAUCAUCAACCACUUUAACCCCAAAAUUGAAUCCUACGCUGCUGUGAAUCACAUAUCCCAACUGUCAGAGGAGCAGGUGCUUGAAGUAGUGCGAGCCAACUAUGACACCCUCACGCUGAAGCUGCAGGAUGGCCUGGACCAGUAUGAGCGCUAUUCGGAGCAGCACAAGGAAGCUGCCUUCUUCAAAGAGCUGGUUCGAUCCAUUAGCACCAACGUCCGGAGAAACCUGGCCUUCCACACACUCAGCCAGGAAGUCCUGCUCAAGGAGUUCUCCACUAUCUCCUGAGGCCACGCCUACCUGAGCAGCCACUGACUGCCCUUACCCAUGAGGCUUCUGGGCUGGAGGGGGAGUGAGGGGACAGGGGGCUGUCCCCAAGGUUGGAGAACAACACGGAUACUGAGUUCUCUCAGCGAAGGCUGCACUUCAGUGGAGCUUGGACAGCAGGGGCCAGGAGGGACAAGCCAGGGAUAAUGUUAUUUGGGGAGGGAUGGGUGGGUACAGGGAGAGAAGCCUUCAAGAAUGUGGGGACUUCCAGGGUGGGCUCCCUGGACACCCCCUCACAUUUCCAAUUGAGAUUACCAGUGGUGGCUACUGUCUAAUUUCCAGGAGCUGUUAGGGCCAGCCUUAGGGUGAUGCCAACACCCUGAGGGUCAGUGGCUCUCCUGAGCUUCUGAAAACAGACUAACUCUCAGAUGUAUGUGGAACCAGUUCUUCCUGUAGGCCUGGGGCUAAGCGGGGCUUGACAUUUGUAUCCCCUGCCCCCACUGGCACUCUGUCCAGUUAUUAGGACCCUUAGCUCAGGCGUACAAUAGGGUAGGAAUGGGGUACCUUUUUUCUAUUUUCUAAACCCAGAGCUGAUUCCUCUGGGAGACUGGAGAUUAGAAUCCACCCAGUGCUCUGCUGGCUGGCCACCACUUUCUGGAUUUGACUUUUGCUACCAGGAGUACUGUUAGCUUUCCCCUGCCUUCCAGCCUAUUGACUCGUCAACACUAUAGGGUCACAACCUUAGCUUUCCAUUUUCAGCCUGGUUUAAACUGUCUUUAGGGUGUGUGUAUGAAAUAAACAUUGACAGGUUGUUCUGGA